GUGCUGGCUUAGUAAUUCGGCGAAUAAAAUUUUUAGAACAAUAAAAGUAGUGGAGUCAAAGUCCUGUAACCGAAGAUCGAAGGAGACCGAGACUAGCAAGGAUUUACGUUUCUUCAAAAAUAUUGAUAUUCUCUAGUGUCGUAAAAAGGAUAAUAGUUCAAGUUGUUUCAGUUGUGUCUUAGCUUCCAAAAUAAGCACCAUCGGGGACGACCAAGAGAAGAAUUGUACCAACGGAGUGGAUCUCGACCUCAACCUUGACCUUGACUACAAACAUUGCGGUACCUCCGAGGAUAGCGAACCUUUCCACCACGGCAGAAAAUUUUUGGAAGAUUUCUCUCGACGACCACGGCGUGAUCAAGAACUUCACGCUUCAAUAUUUUUUCGCAACAACUUCUACUUCUGGAAGCGGGUCGCGUGAAGAAAAAUAACUAUAAUUCAAGAAUUCUUUUGCGUCGGUCGGUAUCGCUUCGUAAACAAGAGCGGGCAACAAGAAGAACUACAGCACGAUGGGGUACGGAGAUCGCGCGUACCAUCGCGGCGGAGGACGCGACCGGCCGCAUUCUAACCGGCGUGACCACCGUGGUGGAGGUAUUGAUUUGUUCUUCUUACGUCUCGUACCAAAAAACUGUUUCAACACUGCGAACUUGUGAUGCAUAAAAUGCGCGCGCGGAACUAUUCUCCUUGCUACACCUGCACAAGACAUUGGAUUUUAUUUCAGCGUUCUUUUACUUAGUAAAACAAACCACAAUCAAUUUAGGCAACCACCAUAAGGGAGGCAACCAGAACCACCAGAACAAUCGAAACACGGAUCGCGGCAACAACGACCGCCCGCGGUCUCGGCAGAACAACGACCGGCACAGGAACAACAACAACACCACUCGCGACGAUCGGCAGAACAAUGUGGGCCGCGACGGCCGGCAGACGCAGAAUAAAGAGAACCCGGUUGUACCGGUGAACAAUGUCGAUAGAAACGACAACGGAAUUAUAAACAAGGACCCGACUGCUGAUAACAACAAUAGUACCAAUAGCAACAGCAACACCAAUAACAACGUCCGCCCAGUAGACGGGGGAGGUCAACAUCCACAGUGCGGGGAAAACAACAACAACGACAGCAACACCGGCACCAACGCCAAUGACAACACCAACCCCGCUUUAUUACCUCGGCCAAGCACGAACAACCUGGAUCGACCGGGAGCUAGGCCCGGGUCGAACCGAGGAGGACCCCGCGGCGGGAUGAACUUCGGAGGGAACCACCGGCGGUUUAGCACCAACAACCACACGAACAACAACAGACGUUUCAGCAAUUUCCCGGGCGGCCCUCGGGGCGGGUACAAUCAGAAUCAGCGAGGUCGUGGACCUCCGGGGAACAAUAACAACAUCCCGGUGAGGCGCCGUGAGGAUCAUGAUCGCCGUCGUGGCGCCGGGGAUAAUCACCGCCGUGGCGGACGUGAUCAGCAGCACCAGCAUCGUGACGACUAUUCUCGCGCCGGCUAUGAUAACAACCCCCGCGGCGGGCGCACGAGUCGGAGGCGAGGAGACUACCACCCGAUUAACAACAAUCGUCGCAAUGAUCAUAACCCCCGCCGGCGCGACAGGUCGCCAGGACGAGGUGCGGGUAGUUAUCAUCAUGACCGGAAUCAGGAUCAUCAUGGUCGUCGCGAAGACCAACAUAAUCGGGGAUUCUUCACUACGAAUACUUAUAACCAGAACAUCAAUCGGAAUCGGGCGGGCGGGAACAAUGAUAUUAACCGAGCGAGGAACAGCAAUUAUUUUGGGAACCAUGCAAGAAGGAACACGACUGACGGCCGUGGUCCGAAUAACCACCAACGAGCUCCUGCGCAGCCGCAGCGGAAAGGGAAGGGCAAGAAUGGUGCGGGGGAUCGACAACAGGAACAGCAGGUGCAAGGGCGUCGAGAGGGGAACAAUGGUCAAAUGGGGGUGGACGGUAAAAAUUUAAGUAACUUAACUUUUGUUUAUUUAUGGAAUUAUAGAGCGGCGGAGUUCUACAGCUGGACACACCUGCUCUCCUAGAUCUUUUUGGCAGAUGAAAUAGAAAAUUGGUCGCAUUGGUUGUUCUUUCAAAGAAGAUUCCAAUCCAAAAAUCAAAUCGGUUGAAGGUCCAGCUGGUACUGACGCACACAGUCGCGUCGAUCGUUCCCCAGAACAAGAAUCGGGUGUUGACCAGCACGACCCUGACGGUGCUGACAGUGAAAGCUUCGAAGCCAGCGAGGACCUCCUGGGCGCGGAUGAGAUCAUGAGCCAAGACGAAGAGGAAAACCAAAACCUCGGCAGCACGAACAAAAAAACGACAGUUGGCCGCGGCGAGAACAUUAAGAAAAGUCCGCAACAAGGACGUGGAAAUACUGCGAAUGAAAACAACAUCGGUGCAGCCGCGCCGGUCUCCUCGCCGUCUGAGCGAAACCGCUCUUUUCAGUUGCCCAACCUUUCUCGGCAAGGGAACUCGUCGGGGACGCACAGAAGUUCUUCAGCUGUGGGCACUACACAGAAUAUUGCUGCCGCGUCCGCCUCAAGUAGUGCCGCAGCAGCAGUGCACGACCAGCUGCACGGGUCGAAGGUCGCGAAGCAAGUGGGGGAGGCCCUGCAAAUGCUGAAAUCGGGAAAGAGUUCGCCGAACGUCGUCGCGGUGGUUGGAGGCGCGAAGAGCAGUGUGGAAGACAAGGACACUGCAACCGGAAAAAUGGCGGAAGAACUCGCAUCGUCGGCACUGCCGGUGCUGCGGGAGAACGAUACAGGAGGGGCCGGUAUUUUGAAAAUGUUUUUUGAUGAAACAAAACAGGAACUACAUCAUCGAGGAUUUUGAAUUCAUUUAUGAAAUUAAAAGCAUCUCCAUUUUUGUUUUGUAAGCAAUAUUUUCACUUUGAAAAAACAGCCCCGGGCGCCGUGGGACAAGUUGUAGAGCAGCAGCAGCAGAAGCAAACCACCACUCCAUCGAACAAGAGCCGGCGCGCGAGCGACGCAGCGGGUGGCGAGCUCUUCCUCAGUCCCCGUGCAGCACCACCAGCGCCAGCUGCGGCCGCCGAAGAGGCCGAGCGGGCGAGGUCCCGCGACGUAUGCAUUGCAAAAAUGUCUGGGUCUGGAAGGAUGCAAGGUCUGUCAUGCACAUUUUGCAUGGCUCCUGACGUCUGUGAUGCAUGCCCUAGCAUCACAGGUUUUGUGAGGGCUUCCUGAUGCCUAGACCGCAUGACAUAUGCCCUCUCGCAGUGGCAACAACUGGGCCUCUUAUGCUGUUCAUGCAAUACAGAUUUUUGUAGUUUCCAAAUGCAGCAUCACAAGUUGCAUUCUUCCAGACCCAAACAUAUUUGCAAUGCAUACGACGCGGCCAAUAACCAAAGUCCGCGCGGGAACAACAGCAGUCGACGGGGUUCUUCGCACGGAAGGGGACCACAAGGACUUUUGCAGCACAACAACUUAGACCAGGAUAAAAAUAACGAUGAAGACGCACAAAAUAAUUUUCAAGCGAACAUCAACAUCAACUCGCUCCAGAUCAGCCCCAACAAUCGCAGCGCGGACGGGAGCACCAGAAACUUGUACAGGAGAAAUAGAGGCACCAUUAAUGAGGACCACGAUAGAAGCACUCCUCGGCGAGAAGCACAAGGACAACAACUAGAACGGUUUUCCGCAAGCGCAAGCGGUCGUGGUUCCCGAGUAGAUCAUCGAGGGUCUUUGUCAAUAAACGAACAGCAGGAGGAUAAAAAUGAUGAUGAUGCAGCGCCAAUGGAGGACGAGGACGCGGAGCUGGACGAGAACAUCGAGAACAUCUUCGACGGGGAGGAAGCAAUCGCACCAAACGAUCGUCGUGCCCGGGGAAACACGUCGCUGAGUUUGAGCGCCAGCCCCGUGGCGGUUCGCGGAGAGCAGGAGCAGGGCGAGAACGCUUUAUCAUUUUCGCCCGAGCAGGCCGGCGACGGGGAGAACAUUUCGGAAGAUGACCCCCAGGAGCACGACGACGACGACCCCAUUAGCGACGAGGAGGAGGACGAGUUUUUGAUCAAUCCGAGAAAUGAUGAUGACGACGAGGAUGAGGAUGAAGAUCUUCUUCACGAGCAGCAGGAGCAGCCCGAGCAGCUUCUGGGGCGGGAGGAAGUAGAACAUGGCCGUGAAGAUGCAGAAGCAGGACCCCAGCACGGAGCUGCAGGACUCUUGCACGGCGAAGCCGAGGACGUGGAGAUGCGUCCGGUCUCCUUGGAGUGGCGGGAACAGGAGCGGGAGCGGGACGCUGAAGAUCGUGAUGCUGCUAUCCUGUGUAAAAACGUUCGCACCCCAGAGUUGUCAUGCAAAUCUGCAUGCUCAAACUGUUUGUCAUGCGGAGCCCCAUGAGAAGUGUUUUCCAGCCGUGUCUUGGAUUUUGUAAUGCGCCAAUCAGCAUGAUAUACUAAAUCUGUGAUGGUGCUGAAGUACCUCAAACAGGACUACAUUGCGACUCCAAAUUUGUGACUAUGGGGUGGGGACGUUUUGACAUAGGAUAACUGCUGCGCGGUUCUCUGUCGAGCACGACCGGCGGCGACGGAGCGUACCAAGAAGUCGGGCGAGCCGUGCGAGAUCCUUGGGAGCGCGGCGCGUAGAGCAUGCCGAUGAUUCCCGGCGGAGGAGGUCAGAGCGGAGGGGCGGCGCUGGUGCUGCAGCCCGGGGCAACGCCGACUCACGACGCGGACGCCGCAACUACAAUCGCGAAGAACGCGAGGAGGAUAGUCGCCGGUCCCGGUCGCACCACCGCAGGAGCAGGUACAGCCGGAGCAGUAGGCGCAUAUGAAUUGCAAAAAUGUCUGGGUCUGGAAGAAUGCUGGAGUUUGUCAUGCAGAUUUUGCAUGACCCAUAAGGUCUGUGAUGCAUGCUCUAGCAUCAGAGAUUCUGCGAUGGCUUUCUGAUGCUCAUACCGCAUGAGAAAUGCCCUCUCCACGUAGCAAAAGUUGCGACUCUCUUGCUGUUCAUGCAAUACAGAUUUUGUGUAGAAUCCAAAGGUAGCAUUACAAGCUGCUUCCUUCCAGAACCAGACAUUUUUGCAUUUGAUAGCGCAGCGGGCGCGACGACGACGACGAGGAGCAUGAAGACCACGAUCGGGCGGCGAGUUAUGCAAGAAGAAAACUGUGUAAGUGUAAAUCUGUGAUGCAGAACAUGCCAAACAGUUACACUUGUCAUGCUCGACAUGCAUGUCUGGCUCGCUUCCUAUGUGUGUUCCCUUUGUAUCUACGCAUAGCAAGAAGUUUGUCCUGUCAUGGCAGACAAACUUGUGAUGCUGUUUUCCCAAAAGACUUACACUAACACAGAUUUUUUCUUGGAUACGAGUCACAGCAACAGCAAUGACGACAUCGAGCAUUUCCAGUUUGCAAACCUCAACUUUUUGGGCACGGACAGCAAGUGGCGGAUCGGGGCGCAUCUGGGCGACGGCACGUUCGGCCGCGUGAUCGAGGUGAGCUUCGAGGGGACCCCGGAGGAGCGAGAGGCGCGGGGGCUCAAGGAAGAAAAGUCCUACGCGGCCAAGGUGAUUCGGUCGGGCGAGAAGUACCGGACCGACGCAGAAGACGAAUUCCGCAUACUGCAGCGGUUACAGGACGAAUCCAGUCGGUUCCUGGACGGCGUUUGCGUAUCAAGUGCAAAUAUGUCUGGGUCUGGAAGAUGUCAUGCUGUUUUCGCAUGACACAGAGGGUGCGGCAUGGAAGCCCUAGCCUCACAGAUUUCGAGAAGGUUCUGCAAUGCCUAAUCCGCAUGACAAAUCCCCCACUUUGGCGACAAAAAGUGGGUAUCUUUUGCUGCCUAUGCAUGAGAGAUUUCUGUGUGUUGUGAAAUGCGCAUCACAAGUUCCCUUCUUCCAGACCCAUACAUAUUUGCAAUCCAUAUUGCGAGGGAAAGCACAAAAUCGUCCACCUAGUGGAGCAGUUCAUGCACCCCGCCGGUCCCAACCAGGAGUCGCACUUUGUAAUGGUCUUCGAGAAACUUUCCGUCAGCUUGUACUGAUAUUGUUUUCUGUUUUUCGACGCGCAUUGGUUGUGUGUUCCAAGACGUGCUGAUGAAGUUGGCAGUCGGACGCAAUGAUCAAAUGCUGUAGAAGUGCAUGAUCUGAUGCUGAAGAUGGUACUAGAUCAUGGCGAGCAUUUAUUUUACCGAUGGACAGUUUAUUGCGUGCGGGGGAGUAAUAUGGAACUGAAAGAGUCACCCAAAUGAUAUAUACGAAAAAUCAGGUACGAUCACUUGACCGGAAACCAGUACCGCCCGAUGUACUUGCGGGAUAUUCAGAAGAUUGGGAAGGAUGGGUUCGAUGCCUUAACCUUCAUGCACAACGUACGUUUCUUUGUUAUUGUUACGUACAGUUUUGCUUUUUUCCUCGAAGAUAUUAAAUUUCUGCACCAACAACAUACUUAAUCACUAGUUCGUCUGCUCCAACGUAGAGGCCGCAACGGAGCGUAAUUUCCAAUUUUGCAUGACCCUUCAUUCUGGAUAUAAACAAAAAUAAUAAAAUCGGUAAAAUAAAAUUUGCCGCACUGAACUGUAAAGAAUUCUCGAUCUAAAUAUCAGCUGGGAUGCGUGCACACCGACCUGAAGCCGGAGAAUAUUCUGUUCGAGUAUUCACCAACCCGCACUGCAGACCCGCCGAAACGGUGCUGGAAAGAGUACGAGGCCCAGCAAGUCGGGGGCGAUGAGUACACCCGGUGGAAGCGGAAGUACCGGUACAGUUUCCUGGGCCGCCGCGUGUCCCCGAGCCGUCGGAACCGCGAGGGGGUCUUGGUUAUCAAAUGCAAAAAUGUCUGGCUUUGGAACAAAGCAACUUGUUAUGCUAAAUCUGAAUCAUGUAAAAAUCUGUACUGCAUGAUUUUGAUUACCAAAAGCUUUCCACUUUUGACCUAAUCGAGGCGAGGCAGUUCUUUCUCAUGCAGGAUAGGCGUGAUAGAUAGAAUUCUCACAGUAGAAUCUGUCAUGCUAUGUCCUACAUACCAGACCUCAUCGGUCACGGAAAACCUGCAUGACAAGUCAUCUGGCACUCUUCCAGACGGAGGCACUUUUGCAGUUGAUAUUGGUGCAAGGGUGCUUCGAGGACGGAGAGUACCGCCGCCCGCGGUACGCCAACAUCAAGAUUAUCGACUGCGGCGGGGCUAUCUUUGAGGACGUGGACCGAAAGAGCGAGGUGAUCUCCACCCGGCAGUACCGCAGUCCCGAAGUGAUGAUUGGCGUCCAGUGGGACGCGCGCACGGACGUCUACUCUUUCGGAUGCAUACUGAUGGAGUUGUAUACUGAUCUUUUGAGUGAUGUUUCAGUUGGAUCAUGAUAUGUUUGUAGCUGCAAUUUUCAUCUUGAAGAAGUAUAACUACGAUCAUGCUCCUGCAGCUUGUGUCGAUGAGUUCUUGCAGAAGAAGAAGUAUCGAAAAUUUAAAAUUAUAUAUCAAACACAAACUCACUUGAUCAACACACUUAAAUACAGAUACCUUGGUGACAUUUUGAACUUGACCAGCAGUGGCGGCGGGAGUUCGGGUAGCGGACGCAGCCGCGACUUCCGGUCGAGUAACCCGCGGGAUCUGCAGCAGCUGCUGCAGAUGGAGACCAUAGGCGGGGUAUCAAAUGCAAAAAUGUCUGGGUUUGGCAGAAUCCUAGACUUGUCAUGCACGUUUUGCAUGAGCCAUGAGGUCUGGUAUGUAGGACAUAGCAUGACAGAUUCUCUGAGAUUUCUAUCAUGCCUAUAAUCCUGCAUGAGAAACUGCCUCCUCUCGAUUAGGUCAAAAGUGGAAAGCUUUUGGGAAUCAUGCAACACAGAUGUUUACAUGAUUCGGAUUUAGCAUGACAAGUUGCUUCGUUCCAGAGCCAGACAUUUUUGCAUUUGAUACGGGGGCUUCAGCGACGAUUUUCUCCGCGUGGCGCGGGACUCCACGUUAUGAACUGCAAAAAUGUCUGGGUCUGGAAUGUUGCCGGGUUUGUCAUGCAUAGUUUGCAUGACCACCCAGGAUGUCUGUAAUGCACGACCUAGCAUCACAGAUUUUUAGGGGGGUUCGUCCUGCCUACUCCGCAUGACAAAUGCCCUCUUUGCGUAGCACGAACUAGACUCCCCCUGCUGGUCAUGCAAUACAGAUUUUUUUAGAGUCCAAAGUUAGCAUCACAGGUUGCAUUCUUCCAGACGCAGACACUUUUCCAGUUGAUACACGUUCCGCCGGGCCUUCCGACACCGGCGGAAUCCGGCACGCUCGAGUGACGGCUAUUAAGAACAAAAAUCCCGCCUCCCCAUUACAUCACAAGGGAAAUCUGUGAUGCAGAUUUGUGGCCACAAAUCAGCGCUGUCAUGCUAGAAGGGAAGAGAUGCGGACUGGAGUGCUGGCCGGCGCGCCGGGAAAGCCUUUCGUCUUCAGCAUGACAGGAAGCAACUGGAAACGCGAGAAAGCAUGACAAAUGGCCUGCAAACGAGGGAGCAGCUCUGUCUCUUGGCCUUCUAGCAAUACAAGUUGAUUUGUGUACUCAAAUACAACAGCACAAAUUUCCUUUGCGAUAUGGGAAGGGGAAUUUUUCCCUACAAUCACGGCAAGUACUACACCUACGAGGUGAAACCCUGCCAACCCCUCGUGUUGGGAAGACUGGACGAGUAUUUUUUUAUUUCUACUUGCAAUCAUGGUCAUGCAUUCUUUUGAGGUAAAUCAGCAUUACAGAUUUUAUUUCUCAUGCUGAGUUGGAAAUUCAAAUUUGUAUAUGCAUUUAUACGAUUACGAUGCUUCUGAUUGUAGUAGAGACGAGAUUGAGACGAGAUUUCGAAUAUCUUUACUUUUGAGUUGUGCUAGUACAUUGGUUUUUUUUUGUACUAGUUCGUUGUUCCCGUACGUUAUCUUUUAGUUAAUAAGUACACUAUCCUGGUGUUUUUGUUGAAGUGGGGCUUCUUGUUUCAUGUAGAAGGAUAGGUCGACGAGGUCGAGGAGCGAUCCUAUGUCGGAAUAUUAAACACAAAUAAACGGUAUAAAAAAUCCGUUGAAAUACUUAAUUAUCCCCAGGUUCAUCUACGAAGGGCACGACAACGGCCACGCCCGGCCGUUUCGGACCCUCUGCGAGAGGUGCUUGACAGUGGAUCCGCUGAACCGAGUAUGCAUUGCAAAUAUCGUCGAUCUGGGCGGUCUGGACGAUUUGUGAUGCGAGAUCUCACGAGUAAGAAAAUCUGUAAUGCAGGAAGGCAAUCGGCCACUUUUUGUUUCUGUUUUUUUGUCGUACUGGAAGCGUUUUAGUACAUAUGGAUACGUAUGGGCUUCGCGAAAAAAUCUCUGACGCUGUUAUGUGGUACGUGGACCUCCCACUAUGCAAUGAAAGUAUUAUCAGCAACACAAAAUGAAAUUUCCAGACCACCGUCAGACAUAUUUGCAAUGCAUACCGACUCUCGUCGCAACGAGCACUGUCGGAAGAUUUCUUCCACUUUUACCUGCCGGAGGACGACUAG
Messenger RNA from Amoebophrya sp. A120, 9415 nucleotides. Lineage: Eukaryota; Dinophyceae; Syndiniales; Amoebophryaceae. The record is from the annotation of a GenBank genome assembly.